Messenger RNA from Suillus plorans, 2700 nucleotides. RefSeq lists its product as uncharacterized. Bases 1 to 2700 code for a protein of 899 amino acids. NCBI's taxonomy places the organism in Eukaryota, Fungi, Basidiomycota, Agaricomycetes, Boletales, Suillaceae. The transcript has 12 exons. The record is from RefSeq and is a predicted model, not a curated record.
AUGAUCCGUCUUGAAGGAAGAGUCAGCAUGCGGUUGUGCUUAGAGUGUGAUGGUCCCAAUCCUGAGUACAAAUGUCAGGACUGCUUCGGGUCAGAGCUUCAUUGCUCAACUUGUAUUUUGUCAGUCCAUGCGCACCACCCGCUUCACCGAUUGCAGAAGUGGAACGGUCAAUACUUCGAGCGAAUUUCUCUGAAAGCCCUGGGCCUCCGCAUUCAGCUUGGUCACAUCACUGGCCGGCAAUGUGUCAAUCCUCACCGUGCUUUUAAUGACGAUUUUGUCAUUAUCGACAUCUUCGGUAUACACGAAGUGUCACUCGACUUCUGCGGUUGUGCAAUAGCCGAAAGUCGUAUGCAACAGCUACUUCGAAUGUCAUUAUUUCCUUCAACAACCUCAGAUCCAAAAACUGCUGCAACAUUCCGCGUUCUGGAGCAGUAUCACCUGCUCUCGUUUGAGUCAAAAAUAUCUGCCUAUGAAUUUUAUCAUGGACUUCGCCGGAUGUCUGACAACACCAGUCUACUUCUCAUUAAGGAUCGAUACAAGUCGUUUAUGCGGAUGAUUCGUGAAUGGCGUCACCUGAAGAUGCUCAAACGCUCAGGGCGAGGUCACGAUCCGAAGGGUGUAGAAGCGACAGCUCAAGGUGAAUGUGCUGUAUUGUGCCCAGCUUGUCCACAUCCAGGGAAGAACCUUCCAGAUAAUUGGAAAGAUGCACCUCGACGUUGGCUCUACGGAUUGUUCCUUGCUAUCGAUGCAAACUUCCGGUUGAAACGCAAGGCUGUCUCGAAUGACAGCGUGGACCCAAGCCUGAGUUCUGGGUGGGCCUAUUUCGUGGAGGAUGAAGCUUAUAAGGGCUUCUUGGACAGCAAUUCGGACAAUACCCAAGAGAAAUCAACAUGCUCAAGUCACAACGCUGUGAACAUGGCGGACACAAAAUCUAAUUGUGGACUUGCUGCCACAGGUUUAGGUACUGUUGACUGUGCCCGCCACAACAUGAAACGGCCCAACGCUGUUGGAGAUCUCCAAAAGGGUGAAAGAUAUGUCAACAUGGAUUAUUUAUUCUUCUCAACGCUGCGCCACACUGUAAUCGACACUCUGAAUGUAUCUUACGAUAUCGCGUGCCAGUGGCACAAAAAAUUAUGGCACCGUAUGAGCACAUUUCCAGUCUCAAUGCACCUCCUGCCCACUUUCAAAACUAUCUCUUUUUUCAUCCCAAAGUUCCACCUUCCUGCUCACAUCGAGGAGUGUCAAACCUCAUUCUCGUUCAAUUUUAAGAGUGGGGUCGGUCGGACUGAUGGAGAAGCACCCGAGCGUGGCUGGGCCAAUAUCAACCCCGUCGCUUCAAGUACUAAAGAGAUGGGUCCUGGUGCACGGCGAGACACCCUUGACGACUACUUUGGAGACUCAAAUUGGAAAAAGGUAGUUAAACUUGGUCAUACUAUGCUUCACAAGAUGAAGGAUGCAUUACCGGAGCGGCAGGAUCAUCACGAAGCCCUUGAUGACCUUGAAGAAGGUUUGAGAGGUGAAUAUAGUGCCGCUCUCGCCCAGUGGAGAGAACAGGUGGAGGCUUGGGAGCGUGACCCUGCAAAGCCAAAUCCUUUCGAACGAAGGGCGGAAACUGUCACUAUGGCUUCUGUGCGACUGGAACUGGCUAGGGAUGACCAGAAUGAUAUUCAAACAGGGACUUGCCUUGUGCUACACGAGGACUGUACUCCUAGUGUAUUGAUCAGUACCAGCUUAGAACUCGAGGAACAACAACGGCGAAUGAAAGCUGACAGAGCCGGCCUCAGAGUUCACGCAACAGACAAUCAAGAAGGGAAGAUGCUUCAGCGGAAUAACACUCUGCAACGCAGGAUCGACACCUGGACUAAAUUACAGGAACUAUACAUGCCGUCGCUCGCUGCACUACGUGUCAGCGAGAGUUCAGUAUCUGGUGGCAUAGCCACUGCAGUAGCUACACCAGAAACCGUCAAACUCUGGCUACCAUCCCAAAUCGGCAAGACAGCACCUUGUGACACCCGCCUCCAAACCAUCGAAUGGAAGCUCCAGUAUGCGCAAGCUCACGAUGCACUCCGUUCCCUACGUUCAAACUUGCAUCGCAACCUUCGUGGACAAGGUGCGAAUACGAGGGCACGGAAUACACUCAAAGCUGUUGAAGCAAGGCUUGAGGCUGCCGCCAGCACGUAUGAGCGUGCCCAUAAGGCUCUCGUGAUUGGGUGGCACUCCUCACUGCGGCCACUAAACCGAGCGGAUAUCCGCUCGAUGACAGAUCUAUUAUGGGGGGAAUCAGAGGGGACAAGAAAACUAUCUUGGAUCUGGAAUAUGCGAGGAGCUGCACCUGACGAGAUGGACAAGGACAAUGCUUUGGAAGGCGAGUACUUUUUUUUUGUUUUGGAAGCUUCAAGCCUAAGGGCACGGGCGAUGCGCUGGGCUGAAGAGGUGGAGCUGCUGAAGGAAGAGAUGCGGAGGAUCCUACAAUUUUUCGAAUGGGAUGCGCAAUGCUGGGACGAGCGAGGGCUAGAAGAUGCCUUACACGACGUGGAUGAUGAUGAUGAGCGCGAGGGACUGAUAGCAUAUGCCAAACGUCAAGCUUCGUUAUGUCGAAGGCUCGCUGAGUCCUUCAGGACUAGUUGGACUGACACCUUGGCACUGGCGGACAUAUUCAACCACUCACUCGUCACUCAGCAAGACAUGGACAUUGAUUGA